AUGUCCGUGAACGAUUUUAGAAAUCAAAUUUUAUCGAGUUCUGAAGAGAAAAUAGUCGGAGUCAAUAAAAGAGACUUAAUUGAUAAGAUUUUGGCUCGAUAUUCCUCCAAGUUUGUAAUAUACCGAGAGUUAUUGCAAAAUUCAGAUGAUGCGGAAUCAAAAAGUGUCCAAAUUAAGUUUGAAACUGAAAUGAAUACGGAUAAAGUUAUACGAAUUCUUUUCAAAAAUAAUGGUUUCCCUUUCAGAUCCGAAGAUUGGGAACGGUUAAUAAAAAUUGCAGAAGGAAAUCCAGAUAAGAAAAAAAUAGGGGUUUUUGGCGUAGGCUUCUAUUCAUUGUUUACAGUUUGUGAAGACCCAUUUGUUUCUUCCGGUGGACAAGGAAUGACUCUCUAUUGGCGUGAAAAUAAUUUAUAUACAAAGCAGGGAGAACGGGAAUCUGACGAUGAUUGGACAACGUUUUUAUUUGAUAUGAGAGAACCUAUAGAGUUGCCGGACGUUCAAGAAUUCGCACGGUUCUUGGUCAAUUCACUGGGAUUUACGGAAUAUCUUCAAGAAAUAACUGUUCAUUUUAAUGACAAAUUAGUAAUACAACUAUCAAAAAAAAUACAAGGGCCGAAAUUUACAAUGGAGAUCGCACCCGAGUUCAAUAGGCUUUCUUCACAUGAGUUGUUCUAUCUUGCUUCGGUAGAUUUUAGAGACGUUCAACUAAACAUUGAGAGAUUACUUGUUCCAGAUAUUUGUACGGGAAAAUUUAAUCAAAUAAGUCCAUCAACUAUAUUUCUUAAUAUUGUAAGUGGAAAUUUGGACGUUAGAGCAGAUUAUGAGUUUUCUGCGGAGAUGAAACGUAUUACAAAAAAAGAACUACCACGUGAAACAACAAUUCAAAUGAUUUAUACUAAAUUUGAUGAACAAAACUCGUUCGGAGAUUGUGUUUCUCCGGUAUUCAAAGACUUGUUUCCAUAUCCGGAGCAAGGACGGGUACAUAUCGGUUUCUCUACUCAUCAAACUACAGGAUAUUGUUUUCACUUAUCAGCUCGUGUAAUUCCUACUGUACAACGAGAAUCGAUAGAUUUAUUGGAUAUGACUUUGGCUGAAUAUAAUAGUGAGAUUCUAUGUUUAGCAGGGACAUUAUGUAGAAUUUUGUAUGAAAAUGAAAUGAUUAAAAUAAACAGAAGGAUCGUUAAUACUCAAAGUCUUAAAUGGCUGGAAGAAUGUGCAGCACGUGCUUUGACUCACUUCACCUUUAAUACAACUACACCAAAUGAGCAAGUUGGCGAAAUAACAGAGUCCCAAUUUUUCAAUUGUUCAGAAGAAAAAUUGACAAUUCUUUCAACAACCGGCAUCCUCCAGAUAUCUGACGUACGCAUUCCUAACCUAGAGAUGUUAGGGUUCAUAAAAACCGUCCCACUUGUUCCAACGAUUAUAUUUGAACAAUGUAAAACAUUUUUUAAGAAAGCACAAUCGAUGAAACUUAUAAGAGAAUUGAAUUUUCUUGAUGUUUUAAUUGAAUUGGAAAAUCGAGAAUUUUCCGAAAAUGAAAUGUUUGAACUUUUGAAAUGGUUGAUUUCCUAUUUAUCAAAAGGGAAUAUUAUUGAUACAUCAAAUUUUGAGCGGUUCAUGGAAGUUGCACGUAUUGGUAAUGAUUUUCGACCUUUGAAAACAAUCCGUUGUUUUUUGAAUCCAGAAAUAAUUCCGUCCAGCGUAGAUGUACCGGAUUAUGUAUUGUCAUAUACUAUUUCUAAGAAUUUAAAAAGCCAAGAUCUUAUAAAAUGGUUUAAAUGGUCAGAGUUAUCUUUAGUUGGUUGGGCGAGGUUUAUUAGCAACAAACCUAAUUUGGAAACGGACCCUACAUUCGUUGAAAAGGUUUAUGAGAUUUUAGCGGGAAAUUUUAACAAAUUUUCAAUAGAUGACAAAAGAUUACUUCGCCAGUUGUUUGAACAAAAGAAAUGUAUUCCAACUAAAUUUGGAAUGAAAAUUCCCAAUGAGGCUUACUUUGAAGGUGUAAAUCUAUUUCCUGACUUGCCAACGAUCAAUUUUCAAAAAUCUUCAAAUGUUAAGGAUUUAAUGGAGCUUUUCGGCGUUCGAAAGAUUGUUGAAAUAAACCUCAUUAUUGAUCGUCUUACUAAUCAUGAUGAUUGUGAUUAUAUGCAACUUAUAAAAUAUCUUGCUUCAAAGUCAAAUGAUCUUAAACAAAAUGAAAAAAAUAUGUUAAAGAGCAGGAGCAUCUGGCCAAAGUAUAAUCAAGGUUCACAACAAAUUCAACAUUUCGUUAUUAGUGAUCUACAUAUACCUUUAGAACUUUAUCGCGAUCUUGGUUUACCGGUAAUUGAUUGGAAAGUAAGAUGGGUUCGUAACACACCAGAAGAAAGGUUUUUGAUUGAGUUGGGUAUACAACAAUGUCCUACAAUUACAAAAAUUCUGGAGCUGGCAGCGCCUACAACUUAUUCUGAUAUUCGUUACAAAGCUCUCAGAUAUUUUAUUAAUAAUUUUGAUAGAAAAUAUUAUAGAAAUUAUUAUGCAGCUGAAAUAAACGUUGCAUUUUUGCCUUGUUUGCAUGAUAAUUACGCAAAACCUUUAGAAUGUUUUAUUAAUCCUGAAUGCACGGUAAUGAGUUUCAAAGUUAUAAAUAGAGGCUUGCAGCAUCAAGUGGGAAAAUUAGGUGUUCGUCAAAAUCCUAAUCGGGAAGAGCUUUUAAGCAAGUUAUUGCAGAAUCUGCCACGAGAUGAGAUUAAUGCGGAAAAAAUUUUUGGAUAUUUGUCGUCUCGACAAGCAGAUUUUAAUCAUUCUGAUUGGAAUAAACUUGCUAAUUUUGACUUUAUUCCGAUUCGAAAUCAAUCUAAUGGAAUUUUCCUUACCAGACCAUGUAAAUGUUUUUUUAAAUUUCAAGAUGAAUUGAAAGAUCACUUUUUACAAAUUGAUUUUGGAAAAAAGGCCAAUAGAUUUCUGCAAAGUUGUGGUGUUAAGGAUGAACCAUCUUCAAUAGAAUAUGCUGAAUUAUUGGUAAAAUCAUCACAUGAAUUGUGGCAAUUAAUUGGUGUAGAAAAAUAUCUAAAUAUUUUGAGGAAAAUCGCUAAUGGCUUUAGUAAUUUUGGAAAUAUGGCCAGUAAAAUAGGUUUAGUUUCACAAAUGAAGAAAGCGCCAAUUUUAGUUUCUAUAACGAAAAAAAAUAGAGAAAUCAAUUCUGAAAUGAGAGAAGCCAAUAAUUAUCGUUUAGGUACGGCCAAAGAAAUUUAUAUAAAUGAUGAUAAAAUAUAUCAAGGAAUCUUUAAUCCAUUGACAGCUCCAGAAGAGGAUAACUUAGAAAUUUUAUAUAAGAAAUUAGGAUGUAAAUCAUUACGUGAUUCUGUAAUAGAAGCUUCAACUCCAAAAGGCAGUAUCCGAGUAACUGAUAAAUCUAAAAAAUUUCAAGAGAUAAUUAUAGAAAGAGCAAGUUUAUAUUAUUUUAAAUAUCCUUUAAAUGAUAUUAAAAAUGAUGAUGAGUGGCUUAAAAAAUUAAAAGUUAGAGAGAUUGAUUAUAUAGAAACAAGCUAUACAUUAGAAAAUACUAGAAAGACUAAGAAAAAUAAUACUAGCAUCCUUCGAGAAGAUAACAAAAUGGAUUCUUGGGCUCUUUAUAUCACAUCUAAUUCGACUACGCUUGAUAUUUCGAAACAUAUAGCCAGGAAUAUUUACAAAUCACAUGGGUGGAAGCAUAUAUUUGCUGUUAACACACUUUUAAUUUCGUCUUUAUUAGAUUUAAAAGAAAUGGGAUAUCCGGUUGAUGUUUUAUUACAACAAGUUAAUGGUAAACGUUAA
This is a messenger RNA of Rhizophagus irregularis DAOM 181602=DAOM 197198, 3795 nucleotides long. RefSeq lists its product as uncharacterized. The record is from RefSeq and is a predicted model, not a curated record. Lineage: Eukaryota; Fungi; Glomeromycota; Glomeromycetes; Glomerales; Glomeraceae.